Hypomesus transpacificus is the source of this 6177-nucleotide messenger RNA. RefSeq names its product DNA (cytosine-5-)-methyltransferase 3 beta, duplicate a (gene dnmt3ba). Gene Ontology annotation, cellular component: nucleus. The transcript has 25 exons. Lineage: Eukaryota; Metazoa; Chordata; Actinopteri; Osmeriformes; Osmeridae. Gene Ontology annotation, molecular function: DNA (cytosine-5-)-methyltransferase activity, acting on CpG substrates; DNA binding; protein binding. Gene Ontology annotation, biological process: negative regulation of transcription by RNA polymerase II. The record is from RefSeq and is a predicted model, not a curated record. The coding region runs from base 57 to 4643 and encodes 1528 amino acids.
AAUGCCCUGUUUCAGAGACCGGGCGGCAUUCAUACUCAGAGGAAGGGAAAAGAAUAAUGGCAACAAAUGCGACUGCAACCCCAGACGGUUCUGUUGAGAAAUUUAACCGCUGGCACCUGUUGACCUGGCUUAACAAGUCCCUGGAAACCAAAUUUACCCACAUUGAGCAGUUAUGCUCAGGUGCGUGUUACUGUCAGCUUAUGGACUGUCUCUUCCCUGGAUCAAUCGACUUGAGCAAUGUGAAGUUCCAAGCCUUGCAACAGGAAGACUACAUCUACAACUUAAAUCUCCUCCAAGAAAGCUUCAAAAAAACUGGCAUUGAUAAAACAAUUCCAGUGGAGGCGCUGAUAAAACCAGAGUUCAAGACGAACUUGUCCUUCCUGAGGUGGUUCAAAGGGUUUUUUGUUGAAAAACAGUCAGAUCUGGUGUAUAAUGCUCUGGAAGCCCGGCAAGGCCAGGACAUCCCCAUCCCCAUAACAACUCUACAAGUCCUUCGUAGGAAUGCAUCAGCCCCCCACAGCCCCAGUCAGCAUGGUACAGUGGACAAGCUUGUCAAGGUUGAUACUGACACUGAUGAAGAUACUGUUAUAAGAGGUAGGAAAGGCAUCACAUAUGAUGACCAGUGGAAGGAGACCUACGACUGGGUGGAGAAGAGCUCCCUUGGAGAGAUCUACGCCUAUUGCACUGUGUGUGACAGGAACCUCAACAUUUUCCACACUGGCUUUUUAGACCUUAAACGGCACCAGCAAACCAAGAAGCACAACGGGAACACCCUUCGCGCCAAAUCAGGUAACCUGAAGUCAGAGGGAGAUAGAGGCAGUGGGCUGAAUGACACUCCACCAUGUAGUGAAACCACCCUCCAGUUCAUCCAGGGGCACUGCAGCUCUGUACCCUCAAAGCAGACGAUGAACCAAUUUGCCCGCAAUGUCUUGGGAUUGCAGUACCCCAAGGACAUUGUAACUAUCUGUCAGCAGACUCCUUACUGUAUUUACACGUAUGGAAGAGUGGCCCUGAGGGAGACAAGCACGGCUUCUGUGGUUCUCGCCGGGUUUUUUGAUGUGAAGACAGCGAGGCACCGUAUCAGGCUUCUGGAUGUUCUACAGCCAUCACAUGACGAUGCAGAGGACAAAACAGCUUCAGCUCUGGUUGAGACUUUGAAGAGAUUUGAGCUUCUGACAACUAACCUCGCUGCGGUGUAUAUAGACAGUAGCAAUGCAGCAUCAGAGCAGAUCUGCAGUCAGCUCAGGGAACUUAACCCCAAUGUAGUGGACUUAAGUGGGCUUUACAUGGUGGCCAAUACUGCUUGUCAAGCUGGGGUCAUGGAGCUCCCCAGUCAGGCCCAGGAGCUGAUAGUAGACAUCCACACUCACUACUCAUCCUGUUCCACCCAAAAUGUUAAUCUAAAAGAACUUGUUGCCACUAUUAGCAGUAUGAAUGCGCCUACCCUACCCCUUACCAUGGGCUGCCUUAACUUUUGUGAUCUUGUCAGGAAAAUCACAGGGAUGUGGACAGAUCUAAUUUCCUACUUCAGCUCCUGUGGAGAGGACAAUAAAAAGGCCAUGCUGAUCUGCACCCAGCUCCAGGAUCCCAAACUCAGGGCUACUUUCAUCUUCCUUGACAAGGUCAUGGAGCCCCUCCAGACCUUCCAAACACUCCUCCACAGCCACAGGGGUUCAGCACGAGCCGACCUGGGGCACAUCCUCCAGGAGGCCAGUAGCCUGCUGAGCUCUUACACCUCCAGUUUCCUCAAUCCUCAGGCUACGGUGCGCUUCCUAAAGGAACGAGACACUGAGCUCCUCAAGACCAAGAAGUUUCAGCUGCCAGAGGCAGAAGUCAACAUGGGAGGGUCUGCAGUUAUAGACUUUCUCCAUAAUUCAGAGGCAGGGGAACUCCUGCCGUCAUUGCAAAAAGAAGCUGUGUUGUUUUACACAGCACUUACAGCCAAAUUAGCUGAGGGCUUACCUCUUAGUAAUGGAAUCCUGACAAGCAUUGCCCAGCUGCUUAACCCCAAGAGCAGGUUGAAAGUAACAGGAAAGGCAGUGGGAGAGCUAGGCUCCAAACUAGGGCUCUGUGCCUCUCCCAAAGAGGUAGCCCAGCUCACCAGUGAGUUCCUCGAGUACCAGCUAGCUGGGGAAGGGGAGAAAGGAGAGGAAGAGAAUGGCUGUGAUAAAGGUGUCCAGAAUGGCUUCACCACUAUCACACUUGAGCAACAUUGGAGCACUGUGCUGAAGGCCGUAGGGUCCAACACCAUUUUCAGAAAACUGGUGUUGACCCUUCUAGCCUUCCCCUGUCCACCGCUUGAAGCUAAGAAUGUCUUUGUUCAGGCCAUGGAAACUGGGGAAUCUGCUAGGUUGUCUGAGAGUGACGACAUAAAAGAGAGUGAGGCAGAAGUUGAUGUCACCACUGACUCAGACUGCACUACCCUGCAGUCCCCUACCAUUAGAUCAAAAAAGAAGAAAGCCAGCAGCACCAUGUCAGCAGUGAAUGGCCUUAAUUGGACAAUGAAGCCAUGCUCAGUGCGACUGGAGAGGACUGUCAGACCAAAGAAUGGUCCGGAUGGUGUCUUUGUAGAGGAUGACAUCAUUUGGACAAACUCUGUACAAGAGGGCACGAUUAGAGGCAUUUAUGGCUGGGAAAGCAGCUUGCGCCAGAGGCCACAGGCACGUACAAUGUUUCAGGCUGGAGCUAGCACCUGGGUCGAGCCUGAGUGUCUUGAUAAAAACAGCAGAAAGGCCCUGGAUUCCCAGGAGUCGGAGAAAAGUGAAAGUCCCACAAGCACUCCAGGCCACAAGACCAGGAGGAAGGCAAAUUACUACCAGGAUGGAAAGGGGUUCCUCUCUGGAGAGCUGGUGUGGGGGAAGGUGAAGGGCUUCUCUUGGUGGCCUGGUCUAGUUGGGCCCUGGAAGUCUAAAGCAACUUCUUCAGGCAUGCGGAGGGUUGAAUGGUUUGGAGAUGGAAUGUUUUCUGAGAUAUACACAGAGAGGCUUUUGCCGUUUGCUGCUUUUGCCAAGUGCUUCUGUAACGAUUCAUAUACCGGCUUGCCUGCCUACAAGGAUGCCAUUUAUCAGAUCCUAGAGUUAGCAGGAGAGAGGUGUAAGAAAUCCUUUGACUUAUCGUCUGGGAAUAAGGAAGAUGAGGCGAAGGGGAUGCUGGAAUGGGCCUUUGGAGGAUUCCUUCCCUCUGGACCUGAUGGAUUUUUGCCCCCUGACAAUUCUGUUGCCAAGGCGGAAUCCUCUUCAGACUCCCCUCUGUCAGACUACCAGCCCCCUGCAAAGAGGAAGUAUGUUCAAAAGACCAAAGUCCAUGUGAUGCAGACCAACAGCAGCAGAGAGGAAAUGGCGGAUGAGGUUUCAACGAAAGGGAAGAAAAUUGAGGAUUUCUGUUUGUCAUGUGGGUCAUCUAUUGUUGAGAUCUGCCACCCAUUGUUUGAAGGUAGUCUGUGUCUGAAGUGCAAGGACAACUUCAUUGAAACCCUGUAUCGGUAUGAUGAGGAUGGUUACCAGUCCUAUUGCACAGUGUGUUGUGCAGGACUAGAGGUUAUCUUGUGUGGCAAUGCCAGCUGCUGCAGAUGUUUUUGUAAGGACUGUUUGAAUAUAUUAGUCGGACCAGAGACCUUCGACAAACUGAAAGAUGUGGAUCCCUGGAGCUGUUACAUGUGUCUGCCCUCUCAGUGCAAUGGUUUACUCAAGCUCCGUCCUGACUGGAGUGUGCGAGUGCAGGAGUUCUUUGUUAACAACAGCGCAUUGGCAUUUGAGCCUCAUAGAGUUUACCCCUCCAUCCCCACCCAUCAACGCAGACCAAUCAAGGUGCUGUCCCUCUUCGAUGGCAUUGCCACAGCAGGGUAUCUUGUGCUUAAAGACCUGGGUUUCAAGAUUGAGCGUUAUGUUGCCUCAGAAAUCUGUGAAGAUUCCAUCACUGUGGGCAUGAUCAAGCAUGAGGGGAAGAUAGAAUAUGUGAAUGAUGUACGCACGAUCACGAGGAAACAUCUGGCUGAAUGGGGUCCCUUUGACCUGCUAAUUGGAGGAAGCCCAUGCAAUGAUCUAUCAAUGGUCAAUCCUUUACGCAAGGGAUUAUUUGAAGGAACUGGAAGACUGUUCUUUGAGUUUUACAGAAUGUUGACAAUGAUGAGGCCCAAGGAUGAUGAUGAUCGUCCUUUCUUCUGGCUUUUUGAGAAUGUGGUUGCCAUGAGUGCAAUCGACAAGGCUGACAUAUGUCGCUUCCUUGAGUGUAAUCCCAUCCUCAUUGAUGCGGUGAAGGUCAGUCCUGCUCACAGGGCACGCUACUUCUGGGGGAACCUCCCAGGCAUGAACAGACCUCUGGCUACUUCUCUCGAUGACAAAGUUGAACUGCAAGAUUGUCUGGAGACUGGGCGGACAGCAAAGUUCAACAAAGUGCGCACCAUCACCACCAAGUCCAACUCCAUCAGACAGGGGAAAAUGGGCCCACUGCCAGUCAUCAUGAACAAUAAGGAAGACUACCUGUGGUGCACUGAGAUGGAGAGGAUCUUUGGCUUUCCAAAGCACUACACGGAUGUGAAUAACAUGGGCCGGGCUCAGAGACAAAGAGUCCUGGGUCGUUCCUGGAGUGUUCCUGUGAUUCGGCACCUCUUUGCACCGCUGAAGGACUACUUUCUCUGUGAAUAGGGAAGGGCUGUAGACCAGGACUACUUCCUUUGUGAAUAAGGAAGGGCUGUAGAUCGAUUCCAUAUGUUUACCUGGUCACAUAUCAAGACAGACAGACAAUUGUCCAUUCUUGCCUUUCAGUGAAUCAAACUACUCAGUGUAUUAGGCGGACCUUAUUAUCGUUUUUAUAAUGGUUUUAACUGUUUUCUCCACUGAUAGGAAGCUGUAUCAAUUGUUAGGCAGUUUUGUUAAUUUCAUGUUUGCCUUAAUGUGUGGAAUAUUCUCAGAAAGCACAGACACUUUUCGGUUCUUUUUGUGCAUGAGGUGUAGUUUAAGUGUUCUCAGUAUCUGGUCAACAGUGAUGUUAUCAAGCAAACUUUGCCUACCACAGAGAUCUACCUCAACACUGAUAUUUUGGUCCAAAAUCUACAGAAACAACCAUAUCUCUAUUUAAUGAAGUUUUAUGAAAAUGCUUCCUUCGAAUGGAUUUUCUUAAUUGAUGUUUUUGUGUAGUGUUUUUAGUUGAUUCAAGUGUAAUCAUGCUCACAUUGAUCAUGUUGCUAGAAUUUUAUGUAUGUUUUUAAUUCGGCAGUCACACUGGCAGAUAAUUGGCCUUGUCAUUCCAGAUUUUAAUCCCUCUCAACAGGUAUCAUGGAUAUUGUUAUAAUGUAUUAUAAUGUAGGUUGAAAACUCAGUGAUCAUGUAUGCAUCCUUUGACAGGUUGUUUGUAAACAACUUGUUUUUAAUCUUUGAGCAGUCAAAAAUCACAAGUGCCUGCAAAAAUAACAUUCUUGGUAUCUUUUUUUCCUUCCAAUAUUUUCAAGGUAGCUUUUAGUGACAGUAUGGAAUCUAUGAACCAUAGUUUGAAUUUUUAGAUUAACAUAAAUAUAGCAUUUAAGAGGGUGCAGCUUUGGUAAUGAAACUAAUGAUUGAAUCCAAACUAUCUGUACUGGUGCUCCAUAAACUAUGGAAAUAUUUCAGAGAUGUUUAUAGAUGUUUUUGGUGUCUCAUCUAACUGUUAAAUAACCCUAUCAGUUUGCAUGUAUGUGACAUAUCCAAUAGUCAGUUUAAUGUGCCGUAUGCCUCCUAUGUUCUUUCAAUAUGUUUUGUUAUCGAAUUUCCUUUCAACAGCUUUGUUUGAUGCUUACUAAUACUGUGCAUAAAACCCAAUACAACUAUGAAACAGUAAUAACAUUGUAUGUAUCCACCUAUCUCAAUUGGUGCUAACACUAAUGGUUGAAAUAUCCAACAAUACUGGUGCUUUUGAAUAGAUACAGAGUUGAGUUUUGUAGAAUUGGUAUUGGUUGUUGGGUGUGUCUGCCAUCCUCCAAUUCCUCAUUUUCUGUAGGCCUGUCUAUAGUUGUUCAUGAUUGUGUGCUGUUUUAGGUCAAACUCUAAAAAGUACUGCCAGGUGGCCUCCCUCAGGACACUGGUAGGCCUAUCUGUCUCAGUUAAGAGCAUAGUUUUUGGUGAGUGGACAAUUUUUAUAAAUGUGAAAUUGUUUUUUUUAUGGUGAUUGUUUAUAUUCAGAUGAGAAAUAAAUUAAUUAAUUAUG